Molecule: messenger RNA, 728 nt
Organism: Sorghum bicolor (sorghum)
Lineage: Eukaryota; Viridiplantae; Streptophyta; Magnoliopsida; Poales; Poaceae
Exons: 3
Coding region: 59-610 (183 amino acids)
Source: RefSeq, a predicted model, not a curated record
UGUCGGUAGGAGCAGCGGCAGCGCACGCUGCACUGGAUCCUACCCGAACGAGAAGUCAAUGAGCCCAGAAGAAGUUACGUCCAUUGACAAGAGAAUAAAAGAACUUCUGGAGAUUAUGCAGAGCAGCUGGGAAUCUAGGCAGGAAUUUCUCCAUCGUAAGCAGAAGAAACUGGAAAGCAGGAUUGAGCAAGUGCAGCAGAUGGCUAGGGCGUGUGGUGCAAGUGAACAAACCGAUUUGUGGCCAUAUGUGAUGGAUAUCGCCUGUUCCAAAAGUGCGACCAAGUUCUUCAUGGCGUCCGACCCGGCUGGAAGGUUGAAACUCGUUAAGCACUAUGCCGAGUUCGAGGAUUUUGGUGGAUCACAGCCACGUGGCAUCCGACGCAAACCACUCCUAAAGAGGGAUGCAGAACUUGAUGAGGUUGUUUCUGAAGAUGAAUGGGAGGACCAAUUUUUUAAACUGGUCCUAGAUAAAAUUAACAAUGCAGUUGGUUUCAGCCACGGUACUUCAUGUAGGGAAGUACCACCUGGUGGACCGGUCCGGUUACCUUACUCAAAAGGGAAGCAAGUAUCAUCUUCAAGACCUCCAAAACGCAGCAAAAGCACAUCGUAGAAAGGAGAUAUUCAACUAUGCUCAUUCGUAAUCGCAUAGAAAUGUCAUCGAAAGGGCCUGCCACCAUGUUUUUCUGCGCCUACUAUUGCCCUUGGGCUAAUGAAUAAGUCUUGACAAA